Messenger RNA from Tetrahymena thermophila SB210, 744 nucleotides. RefSeq names its product transmembrane protein, putative. The transcript is spliced from 2 exons. The record is from RefSeq and is a predicted model, not a curated record. Lineage: Eukaryota; Ciliophora; Oligohymenophorea; Hymenostomatida; Tetrahymenidae.
AUGCACAGAAUAAAUUAUUGCAAAUACCAUAAUGAAGGGGUUUAUAGUAGUAAAAAGUUGAGAUAAGCUUAAUUAAUAAAUCAGAAUUAGAGUGUUUUAGUUUUUGUUUAUUUGUUUAUUUUUUUAUUUAUUUAUGCAAAGGAGAAAGAUAUUCUCCUUCUUCUUCUACUGCGUGCGUAAUUGAAGGAAGCACUGAUUGAUUUAUAAAUAUAAAAAAACGAAGUUUUAAUAGAAGUAAAAACAAAACAAACAAGUACGCUUGCAUGCAAAAGGGAAUGUGUGUUUAAGGUAUUAAAUAUAUAAGCCAAUGGUGAUACAAAACCUAUAAAUAAUACACAAAUUAAUACUUAAAAAUACCAUAUCAAGUUUAAAGUUGUUUUAAGAAGAAUGUAUUUCUCUAGAGGUUAUGGAUUCUUCGUGCUCUUUCAAUAGACUGAAUCGAUCAAGAAUCAGACACCAAGUUGCUCACUUUCUUUGUCUUCUUCUCUUUCUUUUUAGUCUUCUCAUUCUCUUCUUUCUCCACUUUUCUCUCAUUUCUUAUACUUAUUUAUUUCUUUAAUAUUAAUUAAUAUUAUUAUUUUCUUAAUAACUUCUGUCCUCGCGCCUGUUAAAAUACCCUUUUAUUCAAUAAAUUUAAAUCACCAUCAAUUUUUACAAAAUUAUCUCUUUUUCCCACUUUAUAAAAUUCAUAUAUCAUUCAAAAUUGCAUUCAUUUCCAAAAACAAUCCUUCCUUCCCUCGCUGA